AUGGACGUGAAUACCCAUCCGGAUAUCGUCAUUGAUACUCACACACCACAUUUCUCAUGGCAAUUAGCUAAUGAAUAUGAUGAUGGUGGACAUUUGGUCAGAGGAAUACAGCAAGUGGGUUAUCACAUUCUGGUGCACGAUGCCGUCACUAGUCAACUGAUGUGGAACAGUGACUACGUAAGUUCUUCGUCCUGUUCACAUAUUCUCUAUGCAGGUGCACGAUUCACUUCUGAUACGCGCUACACAGUGACGAUCAGAUACUACACAACAGAACAUGAAAGUCAAUGGUACACGGCGAAUUUUCGUACUGCACUCUUUUCACUCAACGACUGGACGGGUCAAUGGAUUGGUAGUGAUGAAAUUAACAUGAAUCAGUUACGUACUGUUGUCAAUCUAAAAUCGAUCACAAUUCAGUCUGCUACUGUUUUCAUUAGUGGUAUUGGUUAUUAUCAGUUGUAUAUUGAAGGUCAAUUAAUUGAUCCGUCACGACGCCUAGAUGUUGGUUGGACUACAUACCAACAACGUACACUCUAUGCUUCGUAUGAUCUCAUUAAAGUAAUAAACACUACUUCACAACAGAUUGGUAUUGGGAUCGUGUUGGGACAAGGUUGGUACAAUCGACAACAAUGGGCUAUUUCGCUUGGUGCACACACUGUACUCGCUGAGAAAUAUGGUCCACCUCGUGCAUUGAUGCAAUUGAAUAUUCAGUAUGUCGAUGGUUCUGUUCAGUCGAUUGUCACCGAUUCUUCAUGGCUAGGCCGAGAAGGCGAGCAUCGCUUUGAUUCUGUGUACAUGGGCACGACAAUGGAUCUUCGAGCAACACUUCCUUGUUGGUCAUGUGUCAAUUUCACUAAGUCCAACUCAUUGUGGAUUAAUGCUUCUACAUUGUCAUCGCCGGUAAAUUUCACAGCUGGUGGUCAAUUCUCAUUGCAAACUAUGGAUCCUAUUCGUAUCGGUCCUGAUGCAUUGCAUAUUGCAACUUCAGGUCACUCGGAUCUGCUCGCAGGAGUUCAGGGUGCUAGUCUUACCGAUGGCGGUGUACUCAAGCCUAUCUCCCAAGAUUUCGUCAAUGGUCAAGUAUUCGAUCUUGGUCAAAAUUUCGCCGGUUGGUGUAAAUUAUCCUCAUUGAAUGCAACCAAAUCCACUGCCAUUCAAUUGCGUUAUGCAGAACUACGAUACUCACGGGGUGAAAAUGGCAUUGAUUUUGCCGGAUUGUAUUAUGAAAAUUUGGAUAGUAUUGCUGUGAUGGAUACAGUAAUCUUGAAUGGAACAGGCAAUGAAACGUUCGAGCCUCUGUUUACUAGUCAUGGUUUUCGCUAUUUAUUAGUGAAUGGUUAUAACAACAUCAAUCAGAAUGAUGUUGAAUGUUACAAUGCUCAUAGCGAGACAACAUUGAUCGGUAAUUUUAGUAGUAGUAGUAUUGUUUUGAACCAGAUUCAGCAUAAUAUUCUCUGGUCUCAGCUAAGCAAUGCCAUGUCAUUACCCAAUGGUUGUCCUCAGCGAAAUGAUCGAACAGGAUGGAUGGGCGAUGCCGGACUCAGUGUCGACGAAGCAUUGUAUAAUUUUGAUUAUGUCAAUUUCUAUUUGAAUUUUCUGACUAUGAUCAAGGACAAUCAAACGCCUGAUGGCGCUGUCAGUGAUACGGUACCAUUCAUGACAGGUUUCAUUCCUGCUGAUCCAAACUGGGGCACAGCGUAUGUGAUCAUUACUUGGUAUUUGUAUGAACAUACAGGUGAUGUCACCAUCAUUGAAAAAUAUUAUACAGGUAUUCAAGCGUGGAUCGAUUUUUUGAUUAGUGAGUACAAAAAAAGUGGAUUGGCAAACAUAUAUUAUCAUUGGGGUGAUUGGGCACCAGUGCAACAAGUCAAAAAUAAUUCACUGGUAUCCUCUUAUGCCUUUCUACACGAUGUGUACACAUUCAUCAGUAUGAGUGAAUUAUUGAAUCGAACCGAUAAUGUCCAGAAGUAUUCACAAGUAUAUCAACAGUUGACUGAAGAAUGGCAUCAUGUUUUCUAUAAUUCAACGGUCAAUGGGUAUGCGGAUGGAAGUCAAUCGGCAAACGUAUUGUCCUUGGCUUUAUCCAAUGUUGUACCCGAAUCACUUCGUCCUACUGUACUCAAUUCAUUGGUCAACAGUAUUGUCAACAUCGAUUAUUUUACUGGAGGUAUUAUCAGUGUAGCAGCCGUGUAUCCUCUUCUCUCCAAGGAAGGAUAUCAUGAUCUUGCUUUGAGACUUGCUCUAUCGACCUCCUAUCCAUCCUAUGGCUACAUGUUUAACAAUCCUAUUCAAAAUGCUACAACUACAUGGGAACAAUGGAAUAGUUUGCCGACGAAAGCCAGGUCAUCGUUGAAUCAUCAUAUGUUUAACAGUAUUGGUGCAUGGUUCUAUCGAUAUUUGGCAGGUAUUGAGUUGAAUGCAUUGAACACAAUCACUAUUCAUCCAAGAAUGUUCUAUACUGCUGACCUCUUGAACUACAUCGAAGCAGAAGUAGUGACCAUCAAGGGAAAAGUUCGAGUGCAAUGGACGCGAAUAUCAGUUGACUCCAUGGUAUUGUCAGUAGCCAUACCAAACAAUAUGAAUGCAAAUGUCUUAUUUGACCCAUUGAUCAAGAAAGGUCAAUGUCUGAAACUCAUGUGUGAUGGUGAAAUAUUUUCGAUGCGACAAUAUCAAAAUGAUGAAUUGCGAUUGAUUACAGAUGUGCGUGGAGUUAGUGAUUUGACUGAAAAUCACAUAACAGGUACUAUCUCAGUGAGAAUUGCUAAUGCAAUGAGUUUUAUUGCUAGUAAAUCAAUUGUACAUGGUGAUUUAGGUUGUCGAAAUGUUCUUGUAUUUAAAUUAGAUCCAAAUCAACCAAAAAAUAAUUUAGUUAAAAUAACUGACUUUGGUCUUGCACGUUCACUUAAGAUUUCAUCUAUAUCGAAGAAUUAUUCUAUUAUUCCAAAAAGAUAUUGUGCAUUAGAAAUACUUCGAAAUAAUGAUCAAUCAAGUUAUACAGAAAAAUCAGAUGUUUAUUCAAUGGGUGUUUUAAUGUGGGAAGCGUUAUCAAAUAGUGAAAUUCCUUAUUCAUAUAUUGCUGAUGAUAAUCGAGUAGUACAAGUAAAAUUAGAUAGUGAAAGAUUAAAUCGACCACCUAUUUGUGAUCGUCAACUUUGGUCUCUUAUGGAAUCUUGUUGGGAAAAUGAUCGAGAAUGGCGACCAACUUUUGAAGAUAUCAAAGAUAUAUUAUCUGUCAUUAAACCUUCUGAAGUCUCAGAUGUUCCAACAUCUAUUUUAUCAUACGAACCACCGAUAGGCUACACUUUUAAACUUAAUGUUGAUGUGACAAGAAACGGUUUAUUAGGUGGAAGAUUUCGCAAAAUCUAUGAAGCACAAUGGAUAUCAAGCAGGCAAGAAUCAAUUGUUUUGAUUGAAAUGGAUAAAGCACCAACAAAAUACGAAGUAUCAUGCUACACAGACUUCAAUAAUUGUCGACAUCUAAUAAACACAUUCGGAUUUGUUGAAAAUAAUUUUGGAUCGAUUAUGUUACUACAAGAACGAGCACCACACGGUCAUCUUCAAGAAUUAUUAAAAAACAAUACAUUCAAACCAUCAUCAAUGGUACUCAUUGAUAUUUUUUUACAGAUUAUUGAUGCAAUGAUUUACAUCAUUAGCAAAGGCAUGAUACAUGGUGAUUUACGUUGUUCGAAUGUUCUUGUCUUUCAAAUGAAUUCAUCUAAACCUGAAGAAAAUUUGAUUAAACUAACGAACUUUGCUUUCGCACGACCGAAUGAACCAUCAUUAUCAGAUGAUAGACGAGUAACUAUUCCAGUGGAAUAUUGUGCACCUGAAAUUCUUCGAAGUGCAGGUCGAUUAAAUUAUUCUGAAUUAUCCGAUGUUUAUUCCAUGGGAGUAUUAAUGUGGGAAGCUUGUUCACAAGGAAGACUUCCUUAUGACUAUUUAAUAUCUAACAAAGAAGUUCGACAGAAAAAGUUAAAUGGUGAGAAAUUACCUAGACCAUGGAUAUUUGAUAGACAAAUCUGGCCUAUUAUUAAAAGUUGUUGGUAUAAUGAGCCACAAUUACGAGACGAUUUUAAAGUUAUAAAAACACAACUUUCUAGUAUCAAUAUUGAGUCACAAUUUCAAUAUGAACUAAAUGUUGAUGUCAAAAUAACCAAUCAAUUGCAAAGUAGACAUGGACAAAUAUUUUAUAACGCAGAAUGGAUAAGAAAGAAAAAAACACCGAUUAUAUUAAUUGUAUUAAGUACAGAAACAGCAGAACAUGAAGCUUCAUUUUAUAUUGAACUUAGUUCUUAUAAAUACAUUAUUCAUACUUUUGGUUUAGUAAAAAAUGAUCUUCGAUCGACAAUGUUAAUACAAGAACGUGCUCCAUUUGGUAAUCUACUAACAUUAUUACAAAGUCAACGUUUUAAACCAUCAUCAAAGGUACUCAUUACUAUUUUCUCACAAGUUGCUGAUGCUAUGAUUUAUAUUAUUAAUCAAGAUAUUAUACAUGGUGAUUUACGUUGUGCCAAUGUUUUAGUCUUUCAAAUGGAUCCAUUUGAAGCAAAAGAAAAUCUAGUUAAACUAACAAAUUUUUCUCUAACUUGUACAAAUGAUCCAUCGUGUAAAAACAAUAGACAGACAUCUAUUUCAAUUCGAUAUGCUGCACCAGAGAUUGUCGAAAGUGCAGGUCAAUCAAAUUAUUCUGAUUUAUCUGAUGUUUAUUCAAUGGGUGUUUUAAUGUGGGAAGCUUGCUCACAAGGAGAAGUAUCAUAUGGAAAUGAUACAAGUGAUAAUGAUAUUCAACGACGAAAGUUGAAUGGUGAAAAAUUACCAAUGCCAAAGGAAUGUGAUAGACAAAUAUGGGAUAUUAUAGAAGAUUGUUGGUAUAAUGAGCCACAAUUACGAUACAAUUUUAAUGACAUGAAGAAGCGUUUGUCUGAUUUUAACGAUGAGCUAUUAGAAACUUAUAAGUAUCAAUUGAACGUUAAUGUCAGACAGAAGAAUCCACUCAAUGGUCAUUUUGGUAGAUUUUAUGAGGCGGAUUGGAUACCAAAAAGAAAACCAUCAAUUAUUUUAAUAAUUAUGAAUAAACAAACAGCAGAACGUGAAGCUUCAUGGUAUUUGACGCUCAACUCUCAUUCUCAUAUUAUACAUACUUUUGGUUUCGUUAAAAAUAAUGAUCGAUUGCGUAUGUUACUGCAAGAACGUGCUACACAUGGCAAUCUUCAAAUAUUAUUACAAAAUAAACGUUUCGAACCAUCAACUGAAGUUCUCAUUGGAAUAUUCUUACAGAUUCUGGAUGCCAUGAUUUACAUAGGUAGCCAAGAUGUUGUACUAAGUAAUUUAUGUUGUUCAAAUGUUCUCGUCUUUCGAAUGGAACCCAUAAAUUCAUCAGCAAAUCUGGUUAAACUAACUAAUUUUAGUAUGGCACGUAGAAAAAAUUCUUCAUAUGCAGAUAACAUACAAACAGCCAUUUCAGUACGAUAUUGUGCUCCUGAAAUUCUCAAGAGCACAGAUCAAUCAAAUUAUUCUGAAGCAUCCGAUGUAUAUUCAUUUGGUGUUUUAAUGUGGGAAGCUUGUUCACAAGGAAAAGUACCUUAUGGAAGAGAUACAAGUGAUGAUAAUAUUCGACAAAGAAGACUAAAUGAUGAGCAAUUAUCACCACCAAAUCCUUGUAACAAUCAACUAUGGACUAUAAUAGAAUUUUGCUUGUAUAGGACAUCGGAAAUGCGUGACACUAUGGAAUAG
Messenger RNA from Rotaria sp. Silwood2, 5730 nucleotides. Lineage: Eukaryota; Metazoa; Rotifera; Eurotatoria; Philodinida; Philodinidae. The record is from the annotation of a GenBank genome assembly.